AUGGUGGUCGAUGUGUCACAUUCUACGUCAAUGAGCGCUUUUAAUCGUAUGGGGCAGCUUCUCUAUGACAUUGGCUUAUGUUCAGACUGAGCCCGGUCAAUUAACAGGGUUGCAGACACAUUCUGGCUAUCCUUAAAUUCAUCACAUUCUUCAUCUUCAUUAAAAUCUUCUUUACAAUCAAAUGUAAACAGCAUGGCCACUGUCAUUGAAGACCUAGAAAACGUCCAAAGCUACCUAUUAGACGAUUUUAGCAAAUGGUCUUACUGCUCAAAUUCAGAUAAAAAAUUUCCAUUAAAUUUAUUUAUUUUUUUUAUUUUUAUAAAAAAUAUUCCAUAUUCAACAAAUAUCCUAUAUUUUAGUAAGCCCUUAUAUCCCAGUAUGGCUUUUUAAUGGAGACCAAGUGACUAUGAUCCAUGACAACCUUUUUAACACAGUUUCCAGAUUUAUAAUAAAUGGGCAUUCCUUAAUGGCAGAAUCACUGAUAAAUUCUACAUAUCAAGAACAUGCUAAAUUUUUAAUGAUAAAUGGGCUAGGGUUUACAUGGAAUUAUUUUAAUCGAACGAUGGCUGGGGUAGCUGAUUGUGAGCUGCAUAGAGUAAAGACAACUGGGAGCAAUAUAAGAGCUUUUUUAUAUGUAGGGCUUUCUACUUCAGGAGCUUUAUACUUAAUAUUAAUUGGAUUUAUUAUGCUUGUUUCAAGAAAACAUGAUGAGUUUUGGACUUUUAUUUUAAAUAAUGCAGCCCCGUCUUUAGCAAAAUUAAAGAUUACUUGUAUUGAUAGACUAAUUACAGCACAUGGGGUAGACUAUGCGUCGGAAACUAAAAUUGAUGUACAAAAACACAUAAAAAAGACUAUAAAAACUACUAUUUAUAUUAGCUAUAUCUGAAGAGUCACCAUGUUUUUGACGAUUGGUAUCUCUUAUUAUUUGCUGCUGCAGUUGUACUUAUACCCUAAAUGUGAAACUAUGAUGAUAAAUCGGCCUAAAUUUAUUAACACUUUUAACCUUAAAAGAUCACUGUUAUCAAGGCUUCUGAUUUUUUCAAGAGAUGCGUAUUCCCCUUAUUUUAUCAACAUUUUUAAUGAAACUUAUGAUUUUCCUAGCUCAAAAAUAUAUACAUUAAAUGGCGAAACAUCCCAACUGCCUUCUUGGCGCAGCAGUCCAGACCUUAUGGUUACGGCGAACUGGGACGGAUCCGAGCUGAGAAUCAAGUGCAGGCUCCAGAGGUGUAUAUUUCCGGGUAGAUUUUGGCUGCCUACCUGUGAUUGGAAUUGGAGGUGCUAAACAACGUCUUUUGGAUCUGAGGACCAUGGGCAUUCCUCUGCCGAAAAAUUUGGGUUUCGGCCUAGGCCACAGGGGAACAGUCUUUUUUUUCCUGUAACUGUCGAAGGAAGGCACUUCAAUACCCGAUAAACUCCAAGGAUCCUUGGAAUCAAGCUACUCCAAUCGCCCAUAGUAAGGCCGCAGAAAUCUAUAAGCCGCCCACUCAAGACUGAAGCCACAAAGCAGAAUGCAGCGGAAGGGCACUCGUAAGAGGGAUAGACUCACUGAGUUGGAGUCGAAAAGUGGAUGAGCCUGCCAUACGGGAGGUCUUUGGCGAUUGCGUCACCAAUAGGCCAGCGCCUGACUUUAAUAAUCCUAAUCCUGGCUCAAAAAUAUAAGCCACCCUCUCAAGAGCCGCAAGGUAAGGAGGAUACGGAAGGUACCAGAAGUGUCAUCCACCUUCGGGGGGAAGGACCCUCUGAGCUGGAGUUGAAAAAAGGGAGAACCUCCAGUACAGUAGGUCUUUGGUGACUGCGUCACCAAUAUGGCUAAAGUCUUCCUUUUAAUAAUCCUAAUCCUAGCUCAAAAAUCAUGAUAGAAAGAACCUCAAAAGCCGUCAACGACCAAGUCCAAGAGCUAAAAAAGCAGGAUUUUAUUGAUUUACUUUCAGAUGAGCUGAAAACCAAAAUUUUCGAACAUGAAAAAAAUUCGACAGUAGAUUUUACUGCAUAUGGGAUUGAGGACGGUGUUAUGGUUUUGGUAGGGGAUUUAGUGUCUUUUUCUCAUAAUAAUUUAUCAGACCCUUCAGUGCUCCAACAGUUAAUUGAUUAUUCAGUUGUUAUUCAAAGACAAGUUGGGGAGGAAUUUGAUCUGGCAGAUAGAGACUCAAAAAAGCUGAUAGAGGACCAGCUGGAAAUUAUUAUCGAUGUAAUGGCGGUUUAUUCAUCAGCUAUGUGUGUGCUGUUUUUAUUUUAUUAUUUGCCUUACUUGAAUCGCCAAAUUAAUAAGCUGAAGAAAUUUGCAAUUUUGCCGACGAUUUUAUCAAUUGAGUCUGAUUAG
Messenger RNA from Blepharisma stoltei, 2320 nucleotides. NCBI's taxonomy places the organism in Eukaryota, Ciliophora, Heterotrichea, Heterotrichida, Blepharismidae. The record is from the annotation of a GenBank genome assembly.